GAGAGAGAGAGAGAGAGAGAGAGAGAGAGAGAGAGAGAGAGAGAGCGCGUUCUCUCCCGGUGCACUUGGCAGUUAGUUGCGGGCUGCUGUGCUGUUGCUGUCGUGGCGGUGUGGCUAGUCGCGGGGAACUUUAGCACACUGGAGCCCGAAGUCCCACUCUCUCACCUGCGCAGUUCGGAGCUGCCAUGGGUCUCGCGCCUGGAUUGACUAUCUUAAUCAUUCUGUCGGCCUUUCUGCACACGAGUGGCCUAUAUAUCGCCAGUAGCGUAGACUCCCUGCAGCAUGUCCUGGGGGAGUAUGGACUGGUGAGGCCCGUGAGCGUGGACGCAGACGGCCGCUUCCUGUCCCACGCCGUGUCGGCCGGCCGGCCGGGGGUGGGGGCGGGGCAGCCCCAUAGGCGCUGGAGGAGGGAGACCGGAGAGAACGGGGGAGGAGGAGGAGAUGAAGAAAGAGAGGAAAUGUACGAGGAGGAUGGAGGGCCCCGACACAGACAGCUUUACUACAACGUCACCGUCUUCGGCCGGGAGUUCCACCUGCGUCUGCGGCACAAUGCGCGACUGGUGGCCCCCGGAGCCAAGAUGGAGUGGCACGAUGAUAACGACAGCAACGGGACAGCCACGCGCUCCGAGCCACUGCAGGGAGACUGUUUCUACGUGGGUGAGGUCACAGACACGCCCGGAGCCACCGUAGCAAUCAGCAACUGCGACGGCCUGGUGAGUUUGGGUUGUUUGGGUUUAAUGCCUGUGUCCGCUGUGAACAGCGCCCAUCUAAUUGUCUCUUAACACUGUUUCAGUUCUGUACUGAGUUUGACAUUCGUCCCGCUCAAGUUUACUGCGCUGUAUAGCAUUUCCUGUGCGGUUCUUAUUGCUGAUUGGUGGUGCUUUAUCGAGCUCUGUGCUUUAUGGAAAUCUAGCUCAUUUGACUGGAUGCAUUGCAUUGGUGAUGUUUCUGUUUUUGUCAAAUCUGUUUUUGCUGUUCAGGACUGUGUAAAGAUGUUUCUCUCAAUUUAGAUGGCCUGGAAGGCCUGUGGAGUGAGGUUAUGAGUCGCCAUUCCUAUCCCAAUCUUUAGAUUGUGUGUGCUUAUGUGUCAACGACUGCGAGAGAGAGAGAGAGAGAGAGAGAGAGAGAGAGAGAGAGAGAGAGAGAGAGAGAGAGAGAGAGAGAGAGAGAGAGAGCGAGAGCGAGAGAGGAGCCAUGUCCGAGUUUCCAUAGGAACGCCCAGUGCGUAGACAGAGAGAGAGACAGAGAGAGAGAGAGAGAGAGAGAGAGAGAGAGAGAGAGAGAGAGAGAGAGAGAGAGAGAGAGAGAGAGAGAGAGAGAGAGAGAGAGAGAGAGAGAGAGAGAGAGAGAGAGGGGAAAGAGAAUGAACUCUACUGUGUAACCCCUUGACUUCUCUCUGGUGACUCAGCAUGCUUCCUGGUUGACCCCAGGGUUCAGAGGUCAUGGAGGGGUCAUGUUGCUAUUUUGUUGAUGCUCCUCGGUGAGGCCCACGCGACGUGUGUAGUAGCUGAGUUGUGUUCUACUUGACUCCACUUUCCACUCAGUCGAAGUCAGAGAGAGGUGACACUGAAGUUUGUUAUACAGAUGUCAUUUGAUAUAUUGAAAUAGGCUAUGUGAUUUGCUUGAGUGUGUUUAUUGAAAUGAUCAAAUCAAAAGAUUAAGAGUUAGUUGUAUUUCUGUUGUCAAUGCAAUGUUAGGUAGGUAUUUUGAAGACUAAAUGGAGUGAGCGAUGGGUUUGAAAUGUCAUGCAUGGAUAUUUGGUCUGUGUGUUUGUCUCGGGGGGUGGAGGAGGGAGGCCCCAAUGACCUGCAUUUUUUUGUCUCUGUGGGACUGCGUAUGUGUGUUUGACUUGCCUGCAGAGAAGAGAGGAGGAGAAGAGGAGGACAGGACCCCUCCUCUUAGGGAAUAAGAAGAGGAGAAU
Molecule: messenger RNA, 1921 nt
Organism: Oncorhynchus gorbuscha (pink salmon)
Lineage: Eukaryota; Metazoa; Chordata; Actinopteri; Salmoniformes; Salmonidae
Gene: adamts2b
Product: A disintegrin and metalloproteinase with thrombospondin motifs 3
Exons: 2
Coding region: 186-782 (198 amino acids)
Source: RefSeq, a predicted model, not a curated record